Molecule: messenger RNA, 999 nt
Organism: Truncatella angustata
Lineage: Eukaryota; Fungi; Ascomycota; Sordariomycetes; Amphisphaeriales; Sporocadaceae
Exons: 3
Coding region: 1-999 (332 amino acids)
Biological process (GO): steroid biosynthetic process
Molecular function (GO): 3-beta-hydroxy-Delta5-steroid dehydrogenase (NAD+) activity
Source: RefSeq, a predicted model, not a curated record
AUGUCACCGCUCGAUCCUGGAACCAAAAGCCGCAUUCUUGUCACCGGGGCAAAUGGCUUCGUGGGACAUCAUGUCAUCAAGCAGCUUCUCGACAAUACGCCACACCAGGUAGAAGCGACGGUCAGGAGCUCUCAACAAGCCACGCAGCUCCAGGCUGUACAUAUGCAGCAUCCACGACUUACUAUGCAUGUGGUUGCAGACAUCACAAAGUCAGAAGCAUUUGUACUGGCGUCUCGAUACUGCCAUGCAAUCAUUCACCUUGACGCGCCUGGCUUUUCUGGCCAUGAUGACUACGAAAAGAACCUACUGUUACCGGCUAUCCAGAGUGUUCAGGCUAUUUGCCACGCUGCCAAUGUUAAUGAGAGCGUGAAAAGAUUGGUCUACUGCAGCAGUUUUGCUGCUGUUUUUGACCCUGCUCCGGAAGGCUCUGCACCAGACAAGGUAUACACAGAGGAUGAUUGGAACCCAGCAACAUACGAUCAGGUAAAAAAUGCUUCUGAUAAGAUGCAAGCGUAUCAGGGCAGCAAGGCCAUAGCUGAGAGGGAAAUAACGAAACUAUGCUCUGAACAGAAUAGAUGGGACUUGGUUUCUCUGUGUCCUGGUAUCGUGUUUGGUGCACCGGUCGAAGGCUCAGUUAGCGGGUCGCAAGAGCUCGCGCAGACCAAUCCAGCGCUGAUGAGUCUUUUUGACGAGGAGGAAGUUCCAUCAACUGCAAUUCCCGUAUGGACUUCUGUUACAUCUCUCGCCCAAGCUCAUGUUUCAGCUCUCUCCGCCCCGAAAGUAGGCAAUGAACGAUUCCUCCUUAUCAACGGUACUUUUGACAACCAGGAGCUUUGUGACCUGAUCAGGUCAUCGGAUCUUGAUGAAAGUAGCAGAGAGCGUGUUCCCAAAGGUCAUCCUGGUCGCCACCAGAAAACCUGGAAAGCUGAUGAUAGCAAGGCAGCUAAUUAUCUGAAGUACUCAAAGCCGGAAACCCUGCGAAUGAAUAGUACAACUUAA